UGCUUGAGGAAAUGUUUCGGAAGUGUAAACGCUAAGGUAGGAGGAAAUGAGAGCAAAGGGAUGGAGCAAGUAUCCCUUUUUGACAGCCUAUUGGUGAAUAUACAGUUCCACACAAAAUACCAAGCACACACUGACUGGUGCACUGUCGUCGUUUGACAUCCAGUAACGUUAGCGGUAAUCGUGAAAGGGUGGUUGCUGAUACAUUAGGGACCAGGGCUAGCUGUGGGUCUGGUGGUGAGACUGAGCCAUACCUCCUGCCCCGCUGAAUAGUGUGUGUGUGAGGCGACUGGAGGGGGAGGCAGGUGCCAUGCUCCAGGGGUGAGGCGGGAGAGAGAGAGAGACACACACAGGGCUCAGGGGUGGUGGGUGAGGUUGCCAAGGAGAUGAAGUUGAAACAGCGCGUGGUGUUGCUGGUUGCCGUGCUACUCCUGUUGGGGCUGGCCAAAUUCUUUCUGCUGGAUGGAGGAGAGGGGUCCGCAGCCAGUCGACGAGACCUCAAGGCCUUCCGCAAGAUGGAGGCAGGCCUGUCUCUCUCACGCGGAGACCGGCUAACACACACCCUCCAGUCUCCAUGGGAGGUGGCAAACCAAUGGGUGGGCCCCAGGGAGGUGUACCCUGAGGAGACCCCCGAGCUGGCAGCCGUCCUCUCCGCGCUGGGCACUGCCCGAGUGGAGCGGGCAGAUGUGGGCUACAAGGGCACCCAGCUCAAAGCUCUACUAAUACUGGACGGGGGGCAGAAGGUGGUCUUCAAACCCAAGAGGUAUAGUAGAGGCUAUGUGGUAGAAGGAGAGCCUUAUGCAGGUUAUGACAGACACAACGCAGAGGUGGCAGCUUUUCACCUGGACAGGAUCCUGGGUUUCAGAAGAGCACCCCUAGUGGUCGGGAGGUUUGUCAACCUGAGGACUGAGAUCAAACCUGUCGCUACGGACCAGCUACUCAGUACCUUUCUAAUGCAGGGCAAUAAUAGUUGUUUCUAUGGGAAGUGUUACUACUGUAGAGAGAGUGAACCGGCAUGUGCGGAGGGAGAUAUGAUGGAGGGAUCGGUAACUCUCUGGCUGCCAGACGUCUGGCCUCUCCAGAAACACAGACACCCCUGGGGACGCACCUACAGGGAGGGCAAACUGGCCAGGUGGGAGUAUGAUGAGAGCUACUGUGAUGCGGUGAAGAAGAUGCCUCCGUACGACGCCGGUCCCAGACUACUGGACGUCAUAGACACAGCCAUCUUUGAUUACCUCAUCGGCAACGCCGACCGACAUCACUACGAGAGUUUCCAAGACGACGGAGGAGCCAGCAUGCUCAUCCUGCUGGAUAACGCCAAGAGUUUUGGGAAUGCAGCUCUGGAUGAAAGAAGCAUUCUGGCCCCUAUAUAUCAGUGUUGCAUGGUGCGUGUGUCUACGUGGAACAGGUUGAACCUGCUGAGAGCUGGGGCUCUGAGUUCAGCCCUAAGACAGGCCCUGACCUUUGACCCCAUUAACCCUGUCCUGGCCGAGCCCCACCUGGCAGCCCUGGACAGACGGCUGUCUGGUGUCAUAGCAACCAUCCAGCAGUGUGUGGAGUCGCUGGGCCCCGACAACACACUGAUCGAGGACCGCAUGAUCCUGCCACACCCCUAGAAAAGGACGGGAGGGAGGAAGGAGGAGGGAAUGGAUAACCUGUCUCGCCUCGAGGGAGAGAGGGUUGCCAUGCGAGGAGCUGGAUGAUCAACCCCUCCUCCUCCUCUCACGGCCCCCCAGAAAGGAACAGGAAAUGACCCCAGCAGCAGGAAGUGACUUGAUAAAGGACUGGGUGUUGAGUCCUCUACAAACUGUUCCCGUCCACGCUAGGACCAACUCCAUACCUAACUCUUUCCUGUCUCCUGUUACACACACACUCUGCCAGAACCUCUCUCUCUCCAUCCAGUGUAAAGGAGGGAACCAAGGCCAAAGGACUCAACCCAAAGACACUCAGGAUAGCGGGGGGUCCCCCCCCCUCCCCCCUCCUAUCUGGACACAAUCCACUGGACAGACAGUGGCGAGAGAGAGACUGGCCAACUGACCAUGGAGGGGCAGGAGGGGGAUUUUGGGGUCAGUCUGAUUGUGACAAACAGAUGUGUCUGUAUCCAAAAUGGCAUCCUAUUCCCUGUAUAGUGCAAAGGCUCCAAAAGUAGUGCACUGUAUAUAGAGGGAAUUGGCUGCCAUUUCACAUCUGCUCGAUGUGAGCAGUCUGACCAGUGACUACAGAUGCUAUUCCACAUAUUGCACGAGUUCCGGCCCCUGUUUCUCAGACCCAAUUCCUGGACUAAAAGCACUUUCAGUAGAGAUUCUUUAUACAUGCCAUAAAGAGAUCAAUGGAAUGCAGACCGUGGGGGAUAGAAGAGGGACACUGUCAUUGGUGCCCAUUCAAAAAAUCUGAUCUAACAAAGUGGAUAUUCGUCAAUUCUCUCAUGAUGUACACUGAAUGUAGAAAACAUUAGGAACAUCUUCUUAAAAUUGAGUUGCACCCCCUCCCCCCUCCUUUUUGCCAUCAGAACAGCCUCAAUUUGUCAGGGCAUGGACCCUACAAGGUUUCAAGUGUUCCACAGGGAUUCUGGUUAACGCCAAUGCUUCCUACAGUUGUCAAGUUGGCUGGACAUCCUUUGGGUGGUGGACCAUUCUUGAUAAACACGGGAAACUGUUGAACGUGAAAACUUUACAGCGUUGCAGUUUUUGACACUCAAACCGGUGCGCCUGGCCCCUACUACCAUACUACUACUACCGCCUGGCCCCUACUACUACUACUACCGCCUGGCCCCUACUACUACUACCGCCUGGCCCCUACUACUACUACUACCGCCUGGCCCCUACUACUACUACCGCCUGGCCCCUACUACUACUACUACUACUACUACCGCCUAGCCCCUACUACUACUACCGCCUGGCCCCUACUACUACUACCGCCUGGCCCCUACUACUACUACCGCCUGGCCCCUACUACUACUACUACCGCCUGGCCCCUACUACUACUACCGCCUGGCCCCUACUACUACUACCGCCUGGCCCCUACUACUACUACUACUACUACCGCCUGGCCCCUACUACUACUACUACUACUACCGCCUGGCCCCUACUACUACUACUACUACUACCGCCUGGCCCCUACUACUACUACUACCGCCUGGCCCCUACUACUACUACUACCGCCUGGCCCCUACUACUACUACUACCGCCUGGCCCCUACUACUACUACUACUACCGCCUGGCCCCUACUACUACUACUACCGCCUGGCCCCUACUACUACUACUGCCUGGCCCCUACUACUACUACUACUGCCUGGCCACUACUACUACUACUACUACUACUACUACCACCGCCGCCGCCGCGCCCCUACUACCAUACUACUACUACCGCCUGGCCCCUACUACCACUACCGCCUGGCCCCUACUACCAUACUACUACUACUACCGCCUGGCCCCUACUACCAUACUACUACUACCGCCAGGCCCCUACUACCAUACUACUACUACCGCCUGGCCCCUACUACCAUACUACUACUACUACCGCCUGGCCCCUACUACCAUACUACUACUACUACCGCCUGGCCCCUACUACCAUACUACUACCGCCUGGCCCCUACUACCAUACUACUACCGCCUGGACCCUACUACCAUACUACUACCGCCUGGCCCCUACUACCAUACUACUACCGCCUGGCCCCUACUACCGCCUGGCCCCUAGUACUAUACUACUAUCGCCUGGCCCCUAGUACCAUACUACUACUGCCUGGCCCCUAGUACCAUACUACUACUACUACCGCCUGGCCCCUAGUACCAUACUACUACUACUACCGCCCGGCCCCUAGUACCAUACUACUACUACUACCGCCCGGCCCCUAGUACCAUACUACUACUACUACCGCCUGGCCCCUACUACCAUACUACUACUACUACCGCCUGGCCCCUAGUACCAUACUACUACUACUACCGCCUGGCCCCUAGUACCAUACUACUACCGCCUGGCCCCUACUACCAUACUACUACCGCCUGGCCCCUACUACUACUACUACUACUACCGCCUGGCCCCUACUACCAUACUACUACUACUACCGCCUGGCCCCUACUACCAUACUACUACUACUACCGCCUGGCCCCUACUACCAUACUACUACUACUACCGCCUGGCCCCUACUACCAUACUACUACUACCACACCCCGUUCAAGGUUUAUGUGCAUAAAUCAUUUUUUGGGGCCUUUCAGCCUCAAUGGCAAACAGACACAAUCCAUGUCUCAAGGCUUCUUUAACCUGUCUCCUUAAUUUACAAUGAUUUUAAAGUGGAUUUAACAAAUUACAUCAAUAAGGGAUCAUAGCCUUCACCUGGGUUCAUCUGGCCAGUCUGUCUUUAAGUGUAAUGCAGUUGAUUGGUAACAAUGAUAUGAACAUGUAUUGGGGUUGACAUCCAUACCCGCAUUGUACCCCGAUUUUUACCCCAACAUAGUUUGAAAUACACAUGUAAACACAUACAUUUUGAUGGCCGGCAAUGAGAAGAUUCUGGAUUUAUACCCCACGGAGGGACUAAAGGAACAAGCCUUUGGGGCUCUGGUCAGGACUGGUGCACUAUGUGAGGAAUAGGGGGCCAUUGAGAUAUGACCAGUGUGUACAUACUGAACUAACUGUUGAAUAGCAUAAGAGUAUAAUUGAGAAUUAUAAUAUUAAUGAAACCUAAUUUAGUGUCAAGUUUGGAUGGUGUGUGUGUGUGUGUCUGUCUGUGUGCAUGAGUCCAAUGUUUCCCCCAAUUUUAUUUCAGAAGUGGAAAAGGUCGUGGGGGGUGGGGCAGACACAGGGGACAUGUGCCGUGCCGUCCCCCCGGGACAGUUUUUAUGGAAGGACUGUGAGAAUGUAAUUUCUUUUUAAAAGGAUGUUCUACUCUAAAAUGAAUGAAAAUCUAAUUAUCCCAACACCAUCUGUCUAUGAUCUCCCCCCAUAAAUGAGCCCAUUAACAUAUUGCAAAAAAACAAUGUUUAGGGCUGACUCUUACCAUAGCCUAUACAUGGCACCAUACCAUAUUAUCAGGCAAGUGUGCUAUUAGCAAUAAGCACUUUUUCUGGAUUAAAACAGGGCUACUUUCCUGCAAUUAUAUACAUUUUUCCAUGGAGCUGACAUAAAAUGUGGCAAUGUGAAAGCUAAUUUCCUGCAAUUCUAUACAUUUUGCAACUGACAAAGAAAGAAUUUGGGAAAUUGAGGGGGUUGCUGGGAAGUUUGGGACUAUGUAUGUUUUCAACAUUAAAAAUUAUUUAAAUA
Messenger RNA from Oncorhynchus masou masou (cherry salmon), 5253 nucleotides. Its product is annotated as glycosaminoglycan xylosylkinase-like. Gene Ontology annotation, cellular component: Golgi apparatus. NCBI's taxonomy places the organism in Eukaryota, Metazoa, Chordata, Actinopteri, Salmoniformes, Salmonidae. Gene Ontology annotation, molecular function: phosphotransferase activity, alcohol group as acceptor. The transcript has 9 exons. The record is from RefSeq and is a predicted model, not a curated record. Bases 384 to 1613 code for a protein of 409 amino acids. Gene Ontology annotation, biological process: proteoglycan biosynthetic process.